Macrosiphum euphorbiae (potato aphid) is the source of this 978-nucleotide messenger RNA. The record is from the annotation of a GenBank genome assembly. Lineage: Eukaryota; Metazoa; Arthropoda; Insecta; Hemiptera; Aphididae.
AUGCGAAGGCGAACCGAUGACGACAAACACGUCCGACCGUCGAUGUCCCAAAUCGGUUGGAUGAAAGCCGAAGAUCAAACAAUAUUAACGUUCCAUGAGCGUGUAGUGGCUUCAAACGGUCGAUUCAGCGUAAGUCAUGAGAAUUACAGAACUUGGUAUUUACACAUAAGAGACGUGGAGGAAACAGACAAAGGCUGUUACAUGUGUCAAGUAAACACCCUCGAAAUGCAAAAACAAAUCAGCUGUUUAGACGUCUUAGUGCCACCGGAUAUAAUUACAGACGAGUCGAGCCCUGACCUCACGCUUAUGGAGGCAGAGAACGCCACCCUGUCGUGUCACGCCACCGGCAACCCCGAGCCGAAAAUCACGUGGAGGCGCGAGAAUAACCAGCCGCUGAUGCUGCGCACCGGUGCCAGAGACUUGGUCAAGCAGAAUUCGUAUAUCGGUAACGACCUGAAACUUUGGCGGCUUGACAGAAGACAGACCGGCGUUUACUUCUGCAUAGCCAGCAACGGUAUACCACCUGCAGUCAGCAAGAGGAUAACGCUGAGCGUUUACUUUCCGCCGGUAAUUGCGGUGCCCAACCAACUACUGGGAGCGCCAAUAGGCACAGACGUGACACUCGAAUGUCACGUGGAAUCCUACCCCAAAUCGAUCAACUAUUGGGUCAGAAAUCGAACAAAAAUGUUGAUGGACGGGCCCAAGCACAUUCUUCGAGAAACAAUAUCCGGCUACAAGGCCGCCUACUAUAUUGUUAUCAAGAUGUUCGACCAGACAGAUGUAGGAACCUACAAUUGCAUAUCAACUAACUCCAUUGGAAACUCUGAAGGGACUCUAAGGGUGUACGAGCUUCAGGGCGACAUACCGAUCGGAAAGAGCUCCAAGAACAAGGUGGCCAGAUCGUCAGCAUGUCCAAAGCACAUGCACAUAGUCACGGUGGCCGCGUUGACCGCGGUCUGGGCCAAAGCCAUCGGUUGA